Messenger RNA from Tricharina praecox, 846 nucleotides. RefSeq names its product DNA glycosylase. Gene Ontology annotation, cellular component: nucleus. Gene Ontology annotation, molecular function: catalytic activity; DNA binding. The transcript is spliced from 2 exons. The coding region runs from base 1 to 846 and encodes 281 amino acids. Gene Ontology annotation, biological process: base-excision repair. NCBI's taxonomy places the organism in Eukaryota, Fungi, Ascomycota, Pezizomycetes, Pezizales, Pyronemataceae. The record is from RefSeq and is a predicted model, not a curated record.
AUGCAGAUUGAGGAUAUAGACGGCGACAUCAGACUUGAAGAAGGGGUAACGGAAGAGAUCAUUGUGCCCUCCGGUGACCCCCAAGAGCCUUCGGAACCCACCACACCACCACCGAAACGACGCAAAAGCACUAGGAAAUCCAUAGUCAACUCGCCUUACUUUACUGCCCCAAGAACACUCGCAACAGUGGUAAACGUCAAAGGAUCCGGACGCACCCCCAAGGGCAUCAGCGUCACCCCCUGGCCGCCAUUUACCGCCGAGAAGUUCGGGCUGGUGCAGGAAGAACUCCGUGACAAUCCUUUCCAUCUCCUAAUUUCCACCACCUUCCUCAACCGCACCAAGGGCUCCGUCGCUCGGCCCCUCCUCGACAAAUUCCUCUCCCUCUAUCCCACGCCCGAGAUCCUCUCUACCGCCCCACAAGCGGAUCUCGAAACCCUCCUCCAGCCCAUAGGCCUCUAUCGCGUCCGCGCCGAGCGCCUCAUCAAGAUGGCCACAGAAUGGCUCGUGAACCCGCCGGGCGCCGCUGAAAAGGUGCUAUACAACUACCCCGCCAAGGACACCCCGCCAUUCCCCAUUCCCGGCCGCGAGCCCCGCGGCGUGGAAAUGAAGAUGAAAUGGGAGAUUGCGCAUCUGCCGGGUGUCGGCGCAUAUGCCCUCGACAGCUGGAGGAUCUUUUGCAGAGACGCCUUGCGGGGCGGGGUUAAGGGGGGAGACGAGGAGUGGAGAAGUGUCGUCCCAAAGGAUAAAGAGCUGCGUGCGUAUUGUCGCUGGAUGUGGGCGAAGGACGGCGUCGUGUGGGAAGAGGAGGGCGAUGCAUAUGCUCACAGGGCUGGGCAGGAGGGGUGA